This is a messenger RNA of Osmia bicornis bicornis, 4298 nucleotides long. RefSeq names its product protein cramped (gene crm). The record is from RefSeq and is a predicted model, not a curated record. NCBI's taxonomy places the organism in Eukaryota, Metazoa, Arthropoda, Insecta, Hymenoptera, Megachilidae. Gene Ontology annotation, biological process: pattern specification process. Gene Ontology annotation, molecular function: chromatin binding. Gene Ontology annotation, cellular component: nucleus.
AUUUUUAUAAUUCGACGAUUUUUUUACUAUUUUUUCUACGUAUCUAUGCAACAGUUAUAUCUAUAAAGUUGCUAGCAAAUAUAAACUUAUAAAAUCACGAAUACAUUAGCUUGGACUUGUGGACGAAAUUGCGUUUUAACGCAAUAAUAAAUCAUAUUUAUUUAAUUUUGCAAACUAAUAACAUUAUUGGUUCAAAUACCACUUAUUCUGGGAAGUUCCUCAGAUUGAGGAUAACUGGAUGCUUGAAGUUUGCUGCUUCAAAUUAUUAUGAGAAUAUCAGAAUGGAGAAUAAUGGAAUAAAUGAAGAGUGUGAAGUUCAAGGGACUGGUACAACAGCCAAAAAAGAUGAAGCUUCUCAAAUAGUACAAAUAUGCUCAGAUGGAAAAAUAUCAACAGACUCUAAAAAUACUCAAGUCCGUGUUGUACGGGGUACUAAAAAAGUAAAAAUAGAUACUAGUGAUAAUAAUAAUUGCGAAAAGAAAGAUUCUAAAGAUGAAGAAACUAAUACGGAACCAAAAGUAAAAUCUCUCAAAAGAUCUUGCGAGUUAUGGUCUAUGGAAGAUAAGAAUACUUUCUUCAAGGCACUAAAUGAAUAUGGAAAAGAUUUUGAUGCCCUGCAAAGCUAUUUCUUAUGUCAGGGAAGAAAGAAAGGUCUACCGGAUGUUAUGAUAAAAAACAAAGAACAAAUACGGCAUUUUUAUUAUAGGACAUGGCUGAAAAUUUCUAAGCAUUUAAAAUAUUCAGAAGAUGUAAAGAAAACUUCUCAAGAAUUAUAUGGUUUGAUCAAUUAUGGUGAACUCAGAAGAAAGCUACCUAGGAUACACGAAAAAAUACAUUUGAAGUUAAAUGAAUUAGUUUAUUGGGGAUCAACGCAAGUAAGAUUAAGAGGAAAAACUAUGAGAAUAAAGACACCUAUAUGUAGAGCAUUGAGAAAAUUAAAUCAGUUGGAAGAUUGGCAAGAAGAGAUUAAGUUACCAUCUAGAAUAACAAUUGAAUUAAGACCUCGCAAUAAUAUGGCUUGGUGGCAGGUGCAGGCAUCAUCGAUGAAUCCAAGAGUACGCACUUUACUACCUAUACAACGACGUCUAUCCAGUUUAUUAAUAUUUUUACAACAGAGAUGGAGGCCUGCAAAGUACAACAUACCUUCUAAUGUAGAAAAUGCAGCUGUUAAUGAGCUGAAAGAUACCCGCCUUUUACGGGUCGCACCAUCCGAAGGGUGUAAAAUUACUCUGCCAAUAGUAAAUCUUGGGGAAUAUCUCACCAGCAAUAGUGUUAGUUUAAAUUCUUAUGAAAAACGUCUGGGUCUAAUGAGUUCCAGAAUGAACUUAUUAGGAUCAGUGCAAUAUUUAAAAGGAGUUGAAAAGGGUAUUAAAAAGAGUAAAGUAGAUAAGAAGUGUUUGAAUCGAGCCGAAGAUAACUGUACAUUGCCAGACAACAACAGCGACGUGGAUGGAAUAGAAUCUGGCAGUAAUAUUUCAGAGAAACCUUCGACUCUUAAUAAUGAAGAAAAAUCAAAUUUGGAACAUCAGACAGAACCCAACAGGUUUCCAGGAAGAGAGACGAUUGAAAGAAUUCGAAAGGGAUGGAACGUUGAAGAAGCAAAUACUAUCACUGUAGGAGAUUUAUUUUACUAGUUCGGUCGCGAGUCAAAAAUUACCUUGGAGUAUUGGUGGGAUUGUCAUCCCGAAGAACAGCACAUUGGAGAAUCUACGUCGGGUUGUUUGCGCGAUAGUAAUUUGUGCCUAACUUUGCAGAAGUUAUUAUCUAUAGCAAAACAUAGUUAUGGUACGAGUAAGGGAUACGAUAAUACUUCUGGAAGUAACGAAACUGUGAUUUCAUCUCGUGUUCUUUCAACAAAAGAAUCAACCUUUAGAAGACCUCUUGUUCCACAAGCUUACCACAAAAUUGGUGCAUCGGAUGCUUUUAAAACACAGUUAGAUAAGUUCAAGACGCGCUUUUGUAAACGUGGGAGAACGGUAAGACAAAAAAGUCUCGUUGUACAAAGGGUAUUACCUAUAAUAUCUACAUCGGUUACUCCACCGUCCGACAAUCUACAAUCCACGUCAGACAAUUUUAACGCCUACCCUUCAGAGGCGAAUAAAAUAAAUGAUUCUUCUGUCAAUAACAACGAGCCAAAUGAUAAAUCACUAACUAUGAAUGUAAGUGAAGAACAAGAGAAACAUUUUUUGGACGAACUUGAAGUAGCAAGAGAUCCGAAACCUACAAAUUCUAUCAUAACAAGUGCUACACAGAUUCUUAAAGAAGGAGAACAUCAGUGGUUAAACAGUGAGGUAGCAGAUUUUUCAUUGAGUAGCUUUUUGGGUCAACUCGAAUCCCCUAUGAAAAUUUCUCAGAAUCAACAUGGAGACAAUAUCAUAGAAGAUAGUCGACCAUCGUCCGAUGUCGUGUCGCAUAUGCAGUGCCUCAUGGGUGAAAGUAGUGUAGAUUAUAUGGCAAAAUUUGCAAAUCUUGCAUCACAAAUGGCAUCGGAUGAUAGUAAAAGAUAAGAGAAUAUAAUUUUUAUAACAAUUUUAAUCGGACAUCUAUAUUAAAUUCAUUUAGAUGGGAUGAAGUUUUAUAAUUGGAGCAUAUACCAAUAUUUGGACUGAUUUAUUUAUCUUUUUGGUAUUUAAUUUAUCGAUCACAUGUUACCGUAAUAAUGAAACUGUUAAUGAAUAAAGAACUCAAGAUUGUUUCAUAUCACAUAAUUCAUGUGCAUACGAGUCCCGUUAUAUUCCGACUGAACUCUGUACAUUUUUUAUUUUUUUUAAUUUGCAAACUAUUCAACACUUUGUUGUAUAAAAACUUAGGUACUUAUAUUUUUUUUAUAACAAAUAUCAUGCAAAUGAUUUUUGCGACAUACAUAUUCCUAUUAUCUGUGUAUACUCAUCAAUAUUUCAUUGUGCAUAUAUUUUUCUAGAGAUUUAUAGGAGGCAUGGUACAAAUGCAAGAAGCAUACAUUUAUAGGUGAUAUUUCCCUGUCCCUGUUUAAUCUGUGACGCGAUACUUAUGUAUGGAAUUAUUUAGGCAAGUUUCCGUCUUCUUCCGUUGAAAGAAGAAGCAGUAAAUUCCUUUCAUAUAAUUUCCUUCACAGAAAAAGAUGAAAAAAAAUUCUGCAUUAAACUAUGAUAACAGAGUAAACGCAAUUUCUUUUUAACACUAUUGCUGUACUUGGAAGAAAAAAGGCUUCCAUGAAUGAUUGCAACUUUACGGAUGAAGUUAUGCUUGAAGACUAAGAAUAUGAUAUAAGAAUGCAAAAUGAAUAUUAUUAUCCAACAAUGAUCCAAGGGAAUAGUAGCUAUUAUAAGACUUAAAUACUUUAGAAUCGUAUAACGUUGAAAAAUGAAAAAGGUUGAAAUUGAAAUCAAAGUGCAAAUCAGUCGAGAUAGCAAUUUUCAUCUAAAAUUAGAUUUCUAUACAUAUAUAGCGAGAGAGAUUUGCAAAAAUUAGAAAUACGUGCGUGGAAUAUAAUUGAAACGAUAAUGAGCGGAACAUCCCGAGGAUACUUGUAUUCUUGGAAACGAAGCCUACAGUCUUUUCAACGAUGUGAUUUCCCCUGGACGUAAGCACUUUGUGCAAUGAACUGGUUUUACUUGUUUUUAUCGACCACAAAGACCAAAUCAGUAAUCAAGCCUGCUUUCUUUAGAGAAUAAAAUAAUUUUUUGACAAAAAAUACAACCUGCUUCGAAAUGCACUAAAAAUAUACUAAAUAUAUUUCAACCUUUUCGGAGGCGGUGCAAAAUCUCUUUUCGAAGUCAGUUAAAAAGAUGAUGCCAUUGACUCUUUAGAAGGACAUAGAGGAGGGGGGAAAAAAGGAUGUGUUCAGAAAACUUCAGACUUGAUACUGGUAACCCCUGCAGGAUGAUCACCCUCAUUACUCCCCUAUCCAUUGGAUCCGACGUCUUUUCAAGGAUUUCAUGCAACAAGUACUUUCGAUUAGUCUCAGGGUCGUGACACCGUUGCAAUUAAAGAAAUUUCCCAAUCACGAUUCCCGAUGACAAAAUUUACAUAUAGACUACAUAUAUUUAUUCGCGAGUCAAUUAUGUUUCGAUCGACGCGAAGUAAUUUUCUGAUUGUAUUCGGAUUAAACGAAUGGAAUUUAAAAAAAAAGAGGCGACAGAAUUCUCGCUAACGAUUUAAAAACGAUCACGUGCACACGAUGGCUACAGUAUUUAAUGCUACAGUGCAUCGAAACGACGUUGCAUUACAAUGCUCGAAGGUUGAUAUAAAUUUAUCUGCACAAUGUAGAAAACUAUUACAAUAUAUUAUACAACAUUAAAAUCGACAGUGAUCAAUUG